GGGCGGGUGGGAAGGCCGAGCCGGGUGGGGAGGGCGCAGUACCCCCACGGUCCCGGCUGGCGCGGCCGGAGGAGUCAUUCCUAAAGGACCGACCCUCACUCCUCCUGUUGUUCCGAGGCCGCAGUGCGGAGAGGACCCAGUUUUCGCAGCGUUGUCACCUUGACUACUCUCCAGAACGGCCAUGAUUUCCCAGUUCUUCAUUCUGUCCUCCAAGGGGGACCCGCUCAUCUACAAAGACCUACGAGGGGACAGCGGUGGCCGGGAUGUGGCCGAGCUCUUCUACCGGAAGCUGACGGGACUGCCAGGAGACCAGUCUCCAGUUGUCAUGCACCACGAUGACCGUCAUUUUAUCCACAUCAGACACAGCGGCCUCUAUUUGGUGGCCACCACUUCAGAAAACAUUUCUCCUUUCAGCCUCCUAGAACUGCUCUUCCGGUUAGCCACCCUCCUGGGUGACUAUUGUGGCUCCCUGGGUGAGGGCACCAUCUCCCGCAAUGUGGCGCUUGUCUAUGAACUACUGGAUGAGGUGUUGGACUAUGGCUAUGUACAGACUACAUCCAUGGAGGUGCUGAGGAACUUCAUCCAGACCGAAGCUGUGGUCAGCAAGCCCUUCAGUCUAUUUGACCUCAGCAGUGUUGGCUUGUUUGGGGCUGAAACACAACAGAGCAAAGUGGCCCCCAGCAGCGCAGCCAGCCGCCCCAUCCUCUCCAGCCGCUCUGACCAGAGUCAAAAGAAUGAAGUGUUCUUGGAUGUGGUGGAGAGAUUGUCUGUACUGAUAGCAUCUAAUGGCUCACUACUGAAGGUGGAUGUGCAGGGAGAGAUCCGACUCAAAAGCUUUCUUCCUAACGGCUCUGAGAUGUGUAUUGGCUUGACGGAAGAAUUUUGUGUAGGAAAGUCAGAACUGAGAGGUUACGGGCCAGGAAUUCGGGUUGAUGAAGUCUCAUUUCACAGUUCUGUACAUCUGGAUGAGUUUGAGUCUCAUCGAAUCCUCCGUUUGCAGCCCCCUCAAGGGGAGCUUACCGUGAUGAGGUACCAACUCUCAGAUGACCUCCCCUCGCCUCUCCCCUUCCGGCUCUUUCCCUCUGUGCAGUGGGACCAGGGCUCAAGCAGGCUUCAGGUUUAUCUGAAGUUACGAUGUGAUCUACCUUCCAAGAGCCAAGCUCUCAAUGUCAGGCUGUACCUUCCCCUGCCACGAGGGGUGGUCAGUCUGUCUCAGGAGCUGAGCAGCCCAGAUCAGAAGGCCGAGCUGGGGGAAGGAGCCCUUCGCUGGGACCUACCUCGAGUACAAGGAGGCUCUCAGCUCUCGGGCCUUUUCCAGAUGGAUGUCCCGGGUGUCUCUGGGCCCCCUGGCCAUGGACCUUCCUCCUCGGCUCCUCCAUUAGGACUGGGCCCUGCCAGCCUCUCCUUUGAACUUCCCCGGCACACGUGUUCCGGCCUCCAGGUUCGCUUCCUCAGGCUUGCUUUCAGACCGUGUGGCAAUGCCAAUCCCCACAAAUGGGUACGACACCUAAGCCACAGCGAUGCCUAUGUCAUUCGCAUCUGAGUGUCCCCAAGUGACGGCAC
Molecule: messenger RNA, 1563 nt
Organism: Chrysochloris asiatica (Cape golden mole)
Lineage: Eukaryota; Metazoa; Chordata; Mammalia; Afrosoricida; Chrysochloridae
Gene: AP4M1
Product: adaptor-related protein complex 4, mu 1 subunit
Exons: 15
Coding region: 182-1543 (453 amino acids)
Biological process (GO): Golgi to lysosome transport; protein targeting
Cellular component (GO): cytoplasmic vesicle; trans-Golgi network; clathrin adaptor complex
Source: RefSeq, a predicted model, not a curated record